AAAGUCCAUAUAGAAUUUCCCAUGUACUAUAGAUUACGAAUCUAUUGUCCCUUUAUAUCCUUUUUCCCUAAUCCGUCUUUAUUUCGCAUUCAACAUUUGCACUUCCAGUAGUAGAAUUGAAAGAAAAAAAAGUUUGCAUUUUUAAUCUUCAGCAUUUUUAAUCUUCUUGUUCAAGUUUAACUUGCUAGGGUUUUUGUCAGAGCAGCAUCAGAGAGUGUUGUUCCAAAAUUAGGGCUUUUGAGUUCUGGUACCCAUCUGUGGUUUAUUGGGUUCCAGAGCCAUGAAUUUACAUACCCUUUUCAAUUGAUUUGAAGUCUGAGUUAGGUCUCAGAACAAUGAUUGCAGAGAAACCCAGUUGGAUUAGGCAUGAGGGUAUGCAGAUUUUCUCCAUUGAUAUUCAACCUGGCGGGCUUAGGUUCGCCACUGGUGGUGGUGAUCACAAGGUUCGGAUAUGGAAUAUGAAAUCUGUAGGCCGCGAUUUGGAAACUGAUGAAUCAACACCAAAACUUCUUGCAACCCUUCGCGAUCAUUUUGGGUCUGUUAACUGUGUUAGGUGGGCUAAGCAUGGUCGGUACAUUGCCUCAGGGUCUGAUGACCAGGUGAUUCUAAUUCAUGAGAGGAAGCCUGGUUCAGGAACUACUGAAUUUGGUAGCGGAGAGCCACCAGAUAUUGAGAACUGGAAGGUUGCCAUGACUUUGAGAGGACACACUGCAGAUGUGGUGGAUCUUAAUUGGUCUCCAGAUGACUUGAUAUUGGCUAGUGGAAGUCUGGAUAAUACUGUCCACGUCUGGAAUAUGAGCAGUGGCAUCUGCACUGCUGUUCUCAGAGGUCACUCUAGUCUGGUUAAGGGGGUUACUUGGGAUCCUAUUGGUUCCUUCAUAGCAAGUCAAUCAGAUGAUAAGACUGUGAUUAUUUGGCGAACAAGUGACUGGAGCCUUGUUCACAGGACAGAUGGCCACUGGACAAAAUCACUUGGUUCUACAUUCUUUCGGAGACUUGGGUGGUCACCUUGUGGCCAUUUUAUAACUACGACUCACGGUUUCCAGAAGCCAAGGCACUCUGCACCUGUUCUAGAGAGAGGGGAAUGGGCUGCCACUUUUGACUUCUUAGGACACAAUGCUCCUAUUAUUGUGGUAAAGUUCAAUCACUCAAUGUUCAGAAGGAAUUCUUCGAAUACUCAGGAAGCAAAAGCCGCUCCUGCCGGAUGGACUAAUGGAACUUCUAAGACAGGAGGCAAAGAAGCACAGCCAUAUAAUAUUAUUGCAAUUGGUAGUCAGGAUCGCACUAUAACUGUUUGGACAACUGCAAGUCCUCGUCCCCUCUUUGUGGCCAAGCAUUUCUUUACUCAAAGUGUCGUGGAUUUAUCGUGGAGUCCUGAUGGGUACUCACUAUUUGCAUGCUCCUUGGAUGGGACAGUGGCUACUUUCCACUUUGAGGAGAAAGAACUUGGUCAGAGGCUAACUGAUACUGAAUUGGAUGAGCUGAAGAGAAAUCGUUAUGGUGAUGUCAGGGGGGGCCGACAGGCAAAUUUAGUAGAAAGCCCAGCACAGUUGCUGCUUGAAGCAGCCUCGGCAAAACAAACCACAAACAAAAGAGUGACACCAGAUGUCCCACAAAACCAGAUGCCCAAAAAAUCUUCUACUCAUUUGGAGGUUGCAACGAAGGCUUCCGGAUCGCAAGUUGAUGAUGGUAAGAAGAGUGGGGGACCUAGUGUCGAUGCGUUAAAUAAAGUGGAAGCUACUGCUCGGAUGUCUAGUCCUGUGAAGCAAAGAGAAUACAGACGUCCUGAUGGAAGAAAGAGAAUAAUCCCUGAGGCAGUUGGAGUGCCUGGUCAGCAGCAAAAUAUAUCUGGUGAUGUUCAGUCUCAAGCACUUGACUUCCCUCUGAAGUCAUCGGAUCACAGAAAGGAUGAUAAUGGGGUGGUGCUUACAGACAGUGGGAUUAGAGAAGGCUUUGUCAGGAGAACAAUAGGUGGAAACUCUGAUAUAAGAGAGCGUUCAGGUGUCAAUGCUAGGGCUACCAUCAGUGAGAGUCUGGCAAUUGAGAAGGUUCUGGCCCCUGUCAGUGAGGAUGGAAGUGUCAGUGUUGAACAAACAGGAAUUGGGAAGGGUUCUGGUUCUUCUGCUGCUUCUAGUACACUUUCAAUUAGGGUAUUUGACAAGAAAGACGGGGAAGAUACAAUACCAGUUUGCUUGGAAGCUCGUCCACGAGAACAUGCUGUAAAUGACAUUUUUGGAGUGGGAAAUACAUUUAUGAUGAAAGAAACGGAAAUCAUUUGUACAAGAGGGGCUCAAACUCUUUGGUCUGAUAGGAUCUCUGGGAAAGUCACUGUUUUGGCUGGUAAUGCCAACUUCUGGGCUGUUGGGUCUGAAGAUGGAUGCCUACAGGUAUACACAAAAUGUGGGAGACGUGCCAUGCCAACCUUGAUGAUGGGAUCUGCAGCUGUAUUCGUUGAUUGUGAUGAGUGUUGGAAGUUGUUGCUUGUCACGAGGAAGGGAUCUUUAUAUGUAUGGGACCUGUUCAACAAGAAAUGCCUUCUUCAUGAUUCAUUAGCUUCACUGGUUACUCUAGAUCCAAAGUCAACUGCUAAAGAUGCAGGCACAAUCAAAAUCAUAUCUGCAAAGUUAUCAAAAUCUGGUUGUCCUCUGGUUGUGCUAUCCACUCGCCAUGCCUUCCUUUUUGAUAUGAGCCUCUUGUGUUGGCUGAGGGUUGCAGAUGAUUGCUUCCCUGCUUCCAAUUUUGCAAGCUCAUGGAAUUUGGGUUCGAUUCAGAGUGGUGAGCUGGCUACCUUACAGGUGGAUGUUAAGAAGUUCGUGGCCAGAAAGCCAGGUUGGAGCAGGGUAACUGAUGAUGGAAUGCAGACACGUGCUCAUUUGGAAACUCAGCUGGCAUCCGCACUGGCAUUGAAGUCACCUAAUGAAUAUCGCCAAUGCCUAUUGUCCUACAUACGGUUUCUGGCGAGAGAAGCAGAUGAGUCCCGUUUACGAGAAGUUUGUGAGAGCUUUCUUGGACCUCCUACUGGGAUGGCUGAAGCUGUAUCUUCAGAUCCUAAGAACCCAGCAUGGGAUCCUUGUGUGCUGGGAAUGAAGAAGCACAAACUCCUAAGGGAAGAUAUUCUUCCGGCAAUGGCGUCAAACAGAAAAGUUCAGCGUUUACUUAAUGAAUUUAUGGAUCUCCUAUCUGAAUAUGAAAUAACUGAAAUCUAUCCAGACCCAAAAAAUCCUGACCCUCCAACAACUUUGUUACAAGCAACAGAUCGAAUGCACUAUGCCCCUCCAACAACUGCUCAAACGGCUUCUGACCGUCCAUCAGAAGAUCAAACGUGUCCUACCCUGCUAGCUACUGAUGAAAUGGAGUAUGCCCCAACAGCGACAGAUCAAACGGAUUCUGUUGUGCCAUUAACAGAUGAAGUGCAAUCCACCACACCCACAGUAGAUUUAAAUUUGGACCCACCUGCUUCGGAUCAAUUAAAUUCAGCAAUGGCUUCAUGAUUUUGUUGAUGAAAUGUAUAUUUUUACUUUGUACUCCGUUGUGCCGUGUCGGCUUUGUUUCAUGAAGGUUUUUCACCCCAAAUAUUUUGGGUGAAACACUUUCGUGUCGUUGCUCAUUGAAGUAGUUAUGGGGUGGUGUGUAACAGUAGUUUUCAUUUUCAAAACAGAAAAAUUUUGAUUGCUCUUUGAGCAAGUGAUAGGCUUCUGUAAUCAAGCUUCUGGAUGUUUGUUCACUGUACAAUGGAUUUUGUAAAUCGGAUGAGUCUUCUUUGUGGGGCUCCAUAUUUGAUGUAUGCUCUUUAGGUUAUUUUUCUCUUUAACAA
Molecule: messenger RNA, 3814 nt
Organism: Camellia sinensis
Lineage: Eukaryota; Viridiplantae; Streptophyta; Magnoliopsida; Ericales; Theaceae
Product: protein HIRA
Biological process (GO): DNA-templated transcription; regulation of DNA-templated transcription; chromatin remodeling
Cellular component (GO): chromatin; HIR complex; nucleus
Molecular function (GO): protein binding; nucleosome binding
Source: RefSeq, a predicted model, not a curated record